AGUUACGAAAAAAGAUGACGGUUCUUCUCCGUCGGAUGCUUUUAUCACAGUGCCAGCUUCCAAGAUUUUUCUGCACACCUUCGAAUUCAUCUGUUGAAGAAAGAUACGACCAUCUGAUGCGUGAAGCGCUCUCAGACACUGGAACUAUAGCUGAGAACUGGAGUACAGGAAGCACAAAGCAGGCUCAUGAUUUCAUGGUCGUUCAUCCGAAGGUGCGGUGGGGUUCAUCUUCUGCUUCGAAGUUAAGGGAUCCACAAAAGCAACUCGACGAGGCUGUCACCUUGGUAAAUACUUUACCAGGGUUCCGAGUUGUGGAGUCGACUGUGAUGGGUGUCGACUAUAACACGAAACGCAAGACAGUCUGGGGAAGAGGGCAGAUCGAGACGCUUCUGAGAAAAAAGAUGCAGUCACGAGUAAGUGCGCUGAUGGUCAAUGUGGACAUGCUCACUCCAGUCCAACAGCAAGCACUGUUCAACCUUUUUCACGUUCCUAUCUAUGACCGCUACAACAUAGUGUUAUCGAUUUUCAAGCAUUAUGCGAGAACCGAAGAAGCUUGGCUGCAGAUUCAGCUUGCGGAAAUUCCCUAUAUCAGAAGCCGGCUGCACCAUUUGAAUAAGUUUCGCUCCGAUCCAGCUACACUACAUGUGGAGCGGCAGCCUGAGCGGGCCAGUGUAGAUGAAUUCGAAGUACUACGAUUACGAGAGCAAACUUUACGGAAGAAGUUGCAACAGGUUAUCGAGAAAAAUGUGGACAAAGUGACUGAAGACACUAGAGAUGCUGCCAUGGUCGCUGUUGUAGGAUAUACAAAUGCUGGUAAGACGAGCCUUGUGAAAUGCCUCACUGGUGCUGCCAGUCUGCUGCCAAAGGACAGGUUGUUUGCCACCCUUGACACAACUCGGCACCCAGCAAGGCUUCCAUCAGGGCGAAAAGUGGUUUUCACUGAUACGAUUGGCUUUCUCAGCGAUCUUCCUAUGCAUUUGCUUGCAGCUUUUCAAGCAACUCUUUCGCAUGUCAGCUUAGCGGAUGUUAUUAUACACAUUCGCGACGUUUCCAAUCCCGACUGGCCAGCGCAAAGCGAAGACGUAGAAAAAACUCUGGAAAAUAUCGGUUUGUCGCGAGCCAGCAUUGGAGACAUAAUCAUAGCUGAUAAUAAGAUUGACGUUGAAGGAGCUGCAGUGUCAUCCACACCAGGUGCCAUAAGAAUAUCCUGCAAAACAUCUGAGGGUGUAGAUGAAUUGAUUGCGAAAGUUGAUGAGAAAGUUCUACGAUCCACGGGUUGCAAACAAAGGCGAUUAAGACUCAAGUAUUCAUCUCCUGCGAUACCUUAUUUGUACAAAGAAGGAUUUGUGUCCAAAGAGCCGGCAACUACUGACUCACAUCUUGUUUUCGAUGUAUUCAUGAAUGACGCCGAAUUCGCAAGGUUUCAAAAAGCGACGGGUAAUCUGAAAAGAAAAGCGCAGUGAGCUGAGCUUUUUUGUUUGGAUAUACUUAUGGUGCAGUACGGAGUAGUUUUGAUAGUUUCAUAGGGGACCUUUGUUAAUUUUUUUCCUUUGCUGAAUGAUAUGCUUAAGUUCGGCGGGUGUACAGUGCAAAAAUAGCACGUAAUAAUAAUUGAUGAAAUUGUUGUAAAUUGCUUGGAACAGUGCUCUAUAGUUGCUGCAUUAGGUUUCUCUAGUGUUUUUGUCCGUUUUCUGAUAUGCGUUCGUUAUCUUUUUGAAAAUCUUCAGUGUUUAAUUUCACAAAUUAUGCAUGUUUUCUUUGAUGGCACAACAUUGGUUAUUGCAACCAUAAUGCUUCAGCUUUCAUUUUUUAAAUCUAGGCUAGCUGACCGCCAUG
This is a messenger RNA of Cylicocyclus nassatus, 1836 nucleotides long. The record is from the annotation of a GenBank genome assembly. Lineage: Eukaryota; Metazoa; Nematoda; Chromadorea; Rhabditida; Strongylidae.